Molecule: messenger RNA, 2526 nt
Organism: Cyclopterus lumpus (lumpfish)
Lineage: Eukaryota; Metazoa; Chordata; Actinopteri; Perciformes; Cyclopteridae
Gene: sh3glb1a
Product: SH3-domain GRB2-like endophilin B1a
Exons: 9
Coding region: 291-1388 (365 amino acids)
Biological process (GO): membrane organization
Cellular component (GO): membrane; cytoplasm
Molecular function (GO): protein binding
Source: RefSeq, a predicted model, not a curated record
GAACCAACAGCAAACACUUAUAACUCACUAAAUCUUGAGUCGUUUCAAUUUAUUGCUGUCAACCAUCCAAGUGUGUCGUGUGACGACAUGCGCAAGCGCGAGAUUUUCCCCUCAGCUGUCAGACGCGGGUGCAGAUGUGAAGUAUCUUGUCCGUACAAUAUCUUUGUCAGGACCUACAGCUGGGUGGACCUCCGACACACAAAAAAAGUUGCUUGAGUCGCGUACAGGGAUGGCAGUUUGACUGAGACGAGCUAGCUGUUGUUUUAAGUGCCUAUUGCCCCCGCGGUGCCAUGGAUUUUAAUGUGAAGCGGUUGGCUGCAGACGCCGGUACUUUCCUAAGCCGUGCGGUACAAUUUACAGAAGAGAAACUUGGCCAGGCUGAAAAGACCGAGUUGGACGCUCAUUUGGAGAAGCUCCUGGUCAGAGCCGAGAACACCAAGCAAUGGACAGAGCGCAUUAUGAAGCAGACGGAAGUCUUACUACAGCCAAACCCAAAUGUCCGCCUAGAAGAAUUUGUGUACGAGAAACUGGAGAAAAAAGCCCCGACGCGAAUGAACAACCAUGAGCUGCUGGGCCAGUCCAUGAUCGAGUCGGGAGGUGAAUUUGGUCCCGGCACUGCCUAUGGAAACGCUCUGAUAAAAUGUGGUGAGACGGAGAAGCAGAUUGGUGGGGCAGAACGGGAGUUGAUCCAAAGUUCCGCCAUCAACUUCCUGACACCUUUCAGAAACUUUUUAGAGGGAGACUUCAAAACCAUCCUGAAAGAGAGGAAGCUGCUACAGGUCAAACGUUUGGAUUUGGACGCAGCUAAAACCAAACUAAAGAAAGCCAGGAUGGCUGAUGGUAGAGCUGCGGCAGAGCAGGAGAUGAGGAUGACCCAGAGUGAGUUCGACCGGCAGGCGGAGAUCACCCGGCUGCUGCUAGAAGGCGUCAGCAGCACCCACGCCCAUCACCUCCGCUGCUUGAAUGACUUUGUGGAGGCCCAGACUACGUACUACGCUCAGUGUUACCACUACAUGGUGGAUCUCCAAAAGCAGCUGGGCAGUUUCCCCUCCACGUUCUCCAACAACAACCAGUCGUCGAUGUCGGGCGGGGCCAGCAGCAUCUCGGUGCCCACCAUCUCGGUGUCGGCCUCCCUGCCCAGCGUGUCCGCGGGCCGCGGCGGCUCGGCGGCAUCGGGCGGGUUCAAUGAACUGCGCAGCUCCAACGGCAGCCGCAAAGCCCGGGUGCUUUACGACUACGACGCGGCCAGCAGCAGCGAGCUUUCCCUGCUGGCUGACGAGGUGAUCGUCGUCAGCAGCGUCCCCGGCAUGGAUUCUGAUUGGCUGAUGGGCGAGCGUGGCAACCAGAAGGGCAAAGUGCCGAUCACUUACCUGGAGUUGCUUAACUGAGGACCCCCCCGACCCCCAGCCCUCUGUAACCAGCUGUGAUUUCAUAUUUAUAUUGUGUUGCAGGGUCAGGCCUUACUUUCCCUUCCAUUCGGCCAUUUUAGAAUGAGUUAUAUUUCUAUGAAAAGGAGUCUCAGUUUUAGCGGACAUGGAUUGAAUACAUUUGAAAGAAGGGGAAGGAAAACGGACCCGAACUCCCUGAUGUGUUUGUAUGCAACUGUAGUAUAUUUCUAUAACAUGCUUCCAUACCUUUUGUGCUUGAUGCCAUGCAAUCUGCAAUAUGUGCCAAAACAUCUCCCAAACUGUAACGUAAAAAAAAAAAUGUUUACAAUAUAUAUCUCAGAUGGUGACUUAAAUGCUUUUUAAUGUGAGGGUUUUAUUUCUCUUCCCUCACUGCAAGUUCUUUCAAGUAGCGAUAAAGUAGACACUUCUUUCUAUAAUACAAUAAUCCACUUCAGUUUGAAGUGGAGACGUGACGCUGAUUAUUAAGUCUUAUUUUAUAAUUGAUAAUUUUACGGCGCAGUAGCUGUUAUGGUUAUCCAAAGAAUGAAUUGUUUUUUUACAUUAUCCUAAGUAUUAGGCGCCAGCUUUACUCUCAUGGAGCGAUACUGGACAGUUCAAUGCAUUGCUCCAGGACAUUUGGUUGAUGAGAGGCGUCGUUUCCUGCUGAUGACCACGCAGUUAUGAAACUCCCAUGCCAGAUAUCGUUAAGUGCCUAUGGCGGUGACCUUGGCCUCCCUAGAACCACUUGCCUUGUUUGCAGCUACAUCAGCUGCAUUAAGACGAUCUAAUCAGUCCCCUCUCUUAAGUAUUGAACCCCAAUACUUCCAUUUAAGUUAUUGGCUAUUGGAAAUCAGCAUUUUGGAAAUUAAUUUACCUGAAGAGGGCUAUUAUCUCUGAUUUAAAUUAUUGACUUGUGUAUUGUACAUAAAUACACAGUGUGUUUACUUUGAAGAAAAAGCCUUAAAGUACAAAUAUUUCCUUUUAAACUUGCAUCUCCACAUUGAAUUAAAUAAAUGUUACAUUCUGGGAGAUGAAAGUAUAUUAUUCCAUGGCUGCUUUUUGUUUUUGUGUGUAACUGAUAAGAUAGCAUACAAUUGUAAAAUAAAUAUACAAUGUGAUGCGUUAAAAUAAGAAGAUA